AUGCCCUGCCCUCUGCUGACCUCCGCUCCUCGCGGACUCCCCUCAGCCAUGGACAGAUAGGCCUUGGGAGAGCUGGAAGCUGGCUCCUCCAAGAAAAUGCAAAGUGUGCUCUGGGGCAAGGGAGGGAGCAGGCCCAAGAGGUAUUCCUUCUUGCCCUUGGAACCCAAACAGCCCAAGCACAGCAGCACUGGGAGGAGAACUGUGGCCAAGAAGACAGGAGAGUUGGAGCCUGUGACCAGUGAAAAUAAGGACCCAAAUAGAAAUGCUGUCCCGCAAGCCCAGCUUUCAACACACAGGCUAGGGAAACCUUGUCUGUUCAUGCAUUGUGGAGAAUUCAGCAGUGGUGAACCGAACCCCAGAGUUCCCCAACCCCCAGGAAGCUCCCAGCCCUUGGACUCCAGCCUUGCACCAUCUGGUGAGCAGGAUCCACCUGUACAGACCCUGGUUCUGGAAAGGCAGCAGCAACCACCUGGAGCACAGGGCUGUCUCCGGUGUGUGCUGCUACGGAAAGAAGUAGAUGAUCUCAAGGAGCAACUAG
Messenger RNA from Marmota monax (woodchuck), 538 nucleotides. RefSeq lists its product as uncharacterized. The transcript is spliced from 5 exons. NCBI's taxonomy places the organism in Eukaryota, Metazoa, Chordata, Mammalia, Rodentia, Sciuridae. The record is from RefSeq and is a predicted model, not a curated record. The annotation marks the transcript as partial.